Molecule: messenger RNA, 1347 nt
Organism: Pieris macdunnoughi
Lineage: Eukaryota; Metazoa; Arthropoda; Insecta; Lepidoptera; Pieridae
Source: the annotation of a GenBank genome assembly
AUGAUGUUAGAAAAUGGAGGUAAAAAGCCGCUCAAUAUUGCAGUGGUCGGUGGUGGUCUGGUAGGAUCUCUAGAAGCUCUAUAUUUGGCCAGAAGAGGGCAUAAUAUUACGCUUUACGAAUAUCGCGAAGAUAUACGAAAAACCCCACAAGUCAAGGGUAGAUCCAUCAACUUAGCAUUAUCAGUGCGCGGACGCCGAGCGUUAAAGGAUGUCGGCCUCGAAGAUAUUAUGGUAAAAGAACAUGGUAUACCAAUGAGUGCUCGAAUGAUACAUAGACCGGAUGGAUCAACAUAUUCAAUUCCAUACGAUGCUCGUACAAACCAGAGCAUUUAUUCAGUAGGACGAAAUUAUUUGAACAGCAUUCUCCUAAAAGAAUCCGAGAAUUAUAAAAAUGUGACAAGGAAUUUCAAUCACAAACUUGUUGAAACAAAUUUGCCAAAUGGCGAACUAUCUUUUAUCAAAACGGAUACGAAGGAGAAGGUUUCGGUAAAAGCUGAUCUAAUCAUUGGUGCUGACGGGGCAUUCUCUACUGUCCGCCGAGCAAUGCUUAAACAGCCCUUGUUUGACUUCAGUCAGCAGUACAUAGAACACGGUUACUUGGAGUUGUGUAUACCGCCCGGUAAAGAUGAUGGAUUUCAGAUGCCGCCGAAUUAUCUUCACAUCUGGCCUCGCGGUAACUUCAUGAUGAUUGCCCUUCCAAACCAGGACUGUUCCUGGACGGUGACAUUGUUCAUGCCGUUUGUGAAUUUUAGAAGCAUUGACUCAGAGAGCAAACUUCUCGAAUUCUUUGACAAAUACUUCCCGGACUCUGUCCCUUUGAUCGGCGAAAAGAAAUUGAUCCAGGAUUAUUUUAAUGGGUCUCCCUCACCGCUUAUUACAGUCAAGUGCCGUCCGUACCACGUAUCAGACAAGGCUCUUAUAAUAGGUGACGCAUCACAUGCAGUAGUGCCAUUUUAUGGCCAGGGCAUGAACGCUGGCUUCGAAGACUGCACAAUAUUGGAUCAGCUAUUUAAAAAACACAGCGACAACCUCGCUGAUAUACUACCAGAGUUUUCUAAUACAAGAUGGAAGGAUGCAUUUGCAGUUUGCGAUCUAGCUAUGUACAAUUAUAUCGAGAUGCGUGAUCUCGUAACAAGACCAUCGUAUAGACUCCGCAAAGCAAUGGACGACAUGAUAUUUUGGUUUUUGCCAGAUCUAUGGGUGCCUCUGUACAACUCUGUUACAUUCAGCACAAUGCCUUACAGUGAUUGCGUCAAGAAUCGCCAAUGGCAAAAUAAGGUGUUGGCUGUAUCCCUAAUGUUUCUUGGUAUUCUAACAUUCAUACUUCUCUGUUUUUAUCGGCGAUAA